CACAGUCAUUAUGCUGUUGUCUUUUAGUAGCUAUUGGCCAUGAGGACCCAGGGACAUGUCAGGGGAAAUGAGUGGAAAGGAUAAAAAUGACAUCAUCUGUUGCUGAGCUGGGACAGGCUCCUGGGACACAGGGAGCUCAUAAAUGAGGGCAGAGCUGCAGAGAGAUAGCUGUACCCAGGAGCAGCUCUUGUGCACAGCACAACCUGUAGGGGACAGAAGGAGAAGAGAGAAAUUGGAGAGAGCGUCAAGGAUGUGUGUGGUUUGAGUGGGCUGCGUGCUCUCUCCAGGAGCAUUGCUCACAGACCAUGACAGGGACUUCAAGACCACGAGCAGGAAAUGCCCAACAGCAGCUCCAUCAGCGAAUUCCUCCUACUGCCAUUGGCAGACACGCAACAGCUGCAGCUCCUGCACUUCUGGCUCUUCCUGGGCAUCUACCUGGCUGCCCUCCUGGGCAACAGCCUCAUCUGCUCAGCCGUAGCCUGCAACCCUCACUUGCACACCCCCAUGUACUUCUUCCUCCUCAACUUGGCCCUCCUCGACCUGGGCUGCAUCUCCACCACUCUCCCCAAAGCCAUGGCCAACGCCCUCUGGGACACCAGGGCCAUCUCCUACACAGGAUGUGCUGCACAGAUCUUUUUCUUUCUCUUCUUUGCCUCAGCAGACUAUUCCCUUCUCACCAUCAUGUCCUAUGACCGCUACGUUGCCAUCUGCAAGCCCCUGCACUACGGGACCUUGAUGGACAGCAGAGCUUGUGCCACCAUGACAGCAGCUGCCUGGGGCACUGGGGUUCUCUAUUCCCUGCUGCACACUGCCAGUACGUUUUCACUGCCUCUCUGCCAAGGCAAUGUUGUCAACCAGUUUUUCUGUGAAAUCCCCCAGAUCCUCAAACUCUCCUGCCUAGAAUCAAAUUCCAGGGAAGUUGUGUUACUCAUUUUUAGUCUAAGUUUAGGCUUUGGGUGCUUUGUUUUCAUAGUUGUGUCCUACGUGCAGAUCUUCAUGGCUGUGCUGAGGAUGCCCUCUGAGCAGGGACGGCACAAAGCCUUCUCCACGUGCCUCCCUCACCUGGCCGUGGUCUCCCUAUUUGUCAGCACUGGUGCUUUUGCCUACCUGAAGCCCCCAUCCAUUUCCUCCCCACUCCUGGAUCUGACAGUGGCACUUCUGUACUCGGUGGUUCCUCCAACACUGAACCCUAUUAUCUACAGCAUGAGGAACAGGGAGAUCAAGCACGCUCUCAGGAAGGUGUUGCAGUAAGUACUUUUCCAGCUUCCAUA
Coturnix japonica (Japanese quail) is the source of this 1271-nucleotide messenger RNA. Lineage: Eukaryota; Metazoa; Chordata; Aves; Galliformes; Phasianidae. The record is from RefSeq and is a predicted model, not a curated record.